Solanum pennellii is the source of this 700-nucleotide messenger RNA. RefSeq lists its product as uncharacterized. The transcript has 3 exons. The record is from RefSeq and is a predicted model, not a curated record. The coding region runs from base 32 to 625 and encodes 197 amino acids. Lineage: Eukaryota; Viridiplantae; Streptophyta; Magnoliopsida; Solanales; Solanaceae.
UCUACAGCUAUUUAACCUAAAAACAUAUAAAAUGAAUUCUCAAAAACUUUCCACCAACAAUGUUGCGCUCCAAAUGAUUACUUCGGUGACUCUCUUAUUCAUGAGUGUGUAUCUGUCAUUGUUUUUAGACCAUAUUGGAGAAGAGACAAGGUUAUUUUUUCCCGAGCUUAAAAGAUCUGUCGAGAUGGUUCAAGAAUUAAAGCAAGGUGUUAGUGAAGAUUUCUUCUUUUAUCAAUGUAUAUCUAGUAGUGAUGAUAGCUCUGACAGCGAUGAGUAUGAUACUAUUACACAUGAUGGAACGGGUAAUGAUGGUGGUGGAUCUUCUAAUAACGAUGCAGAGAAUAAUAAUAAUGGCAAUGACCGUGAAGAUAACAAUGAUGAUAAUAAUAAUCGUAACAACAAUAAGGAUGAAAAAGAUAAUGAUGACGAUAAGGAUGAGCUUGACGAUGAUGAUCAGGAUGAGGAUGAGGAUCAGGAAGAGGACGAGGAUGUGGACGAUCAAGAUUGUGAUGAAAAUGAUCAUGAAGAAGAUCAAGCACCAAAAAGCAAGAAGCAAAAGGUUGAGAAGGAAAAGGAGAUAGAGGAGGAGAAAGUGGAUGAGGAGGACAAGGGAAAGCAAAAAUAAAAGGAAAAGGGAUAGGAAAAGUGUGAAAUGAAAAUUCAUGCUUGAUUUAAUAAAUAAGACUUAUUUCAUAGUGCA